Molecule: messenger RNA, 3089 nt
Organism: Cervus elaphus (red deer)
Lineage: Eukaryota; Metazoa; Chordata; Mammalia; Artiodactyla; Cervidae
Exons: 5
Coding region: 1-1056 (351 amino acids)
Source: RefSeq, a predicted model, not a curated record
AUGGCCGGAGAAUCUGGGGCCGGCGGUGAAGCCUCAGGGGCCGGAACAGGAGCAAAAGAGGCCAGACUAGCAGGCACUCUAAGGGGGUGGAGUAUUGGGGAUCGGGUUUGGAGGCUGUCAAUCCCAUGGCGACCACGGGGCGUGGAGGCAACCCCCGCUGUCCGAACGUCUUCGGACGAGUCAAGGGGAGCCGGAGGUCCGUGUAGUCGUGGGGAACGUCUUCCUCAUGACCGCAGGGACCCGGAAAGGCCGAAGCCGGAGGUCUACUCAGCCACUGGGGACGUCUCCCCACCAGCUGGUGACCGGGAAGGCCGGAGCCGGAGGCCGAAGCCGGAGGCCGAAGCCGGAGGUCUACUCAGCCGCUGGGGACCGGGAGGGCCCAGAGCUAACUCCUUCUGGCAUGACGGACACCUGCGAUCCCAAAACAGUGGGCUGGACGAGCCCUCCAGAAAGGAACUACCAACACGUGCCGUGUAUCAGGCCCUGAAGGGAGUAUCCUUAGCGAUUGAACACCAAGUCCCAGGUCACCGUCUCCACAUUCCUCCAGCGGCCAUCUUUGCGGAGCAGGAACUCCCGCGCCGCAGCCCGUGGGAGGGCCUCGCCCCUGGCUCCCCGGCCUCCGCCGGUGGGAGGAGCCGAGCGCCCUCGGGGGACCGUGGACCCUGGCGUUCUGAGCGUUCCGCGACCCGCGCCGCCCGGCCCCCCGCCGCCGAUGGCCGCCGACCCGCCGUCAGCUGCCGAGAAGGGAGAGAUGGCUCCUGGGACACGUGUGAGGUGGGUUCAUGCGGCUCCUCCUCACCCCCAGACCUGGGCAGCUCCCAGUCCAUUCAUCCUCAGCCCGGCCUCUCUCUACCUUGCCCGCCCCCAGCCUCACCCUCUGCUCCAAACUCCUCAUCUCCAGCCCUCUUUCCUGUUACCUCUCAACCCUGGGGAACUGGCCUUCCUUCCUCCACCCUGCUUUGCCUUGCAGACCCCCAUCCCCGCCUGUGGUUGCAGCCCUCCAAGGCCCUUCCCUGGAGCGCUGGAGGGCUCCUCUCCCCCCAUGGAUGGGUCUGAAAAGGGGGAAGCUGGGGUAAGACUCUGGAUAUGAAGAGACCCUCCAGGCCUGCUGAAUCUGUGUGGGAUCUUGGAGGAUCUGGUUUCCCUGGGAAGAGGAGCCCAAGGGAUUCCAGACAAUUAGGGAUGGAAAGCAGCUUGGGAAGCUGGGAGGCAGGGGGCGGUGCACAUGAGCCCAUCUUGAGUUCUAUGGAGAUGUCAGGCUGGAUUCUAGAAUCCCAGGGAAUCUGGGAGAUUGCCCAGGUUUACCUGGAGACCCAUAAGGAGGCUGUGUUGGAGCAGAGGGAGCUCUGUGGGGAACAGAGUUGAUAUUUGGGGCCAUGGAGGAGUUCUGCAGCCGCGUCUCAAAGAAGGUCUGUGAGCGCUGGGAAGUUGGGCAGCCUGGUGGAUCUUUAGAGGUUAGGUUGUGUGAGCAGGUUCCCAUUGAAUCUGAGGAGGAAAUCUAGGCUUUAGGGGAAGAGGAGUUGGGGGUUAGUAGCUUCUGAGAGAAAAGAGAGAGGUCUGGAUUUGGUGAUCAGGAAUCUGUGGGGAUCUGGGAGGUAAAUUUGGGGUGUUUCAGCUUGGGGAGAGCCUGGGAUGGAGCACAUUUGGAGAACAGGGGAAGAGUUGGGACCUGUCUCAGGUGACUCCACAGACAAGGAGCCCCUGGUUUUCCCAGGAGCUUCGCUGUGGGAAUACCAUGGAAAGGCCUUUGUCCCUCUCGGUGUCCCUUCGUCCUCCCUGGGUCAGGUGCGGAAGUAUGGAAGAAAAGUUAGAGUAGGAGUGAGGUCAGCAAGCUAGUUCUCAGGGCUCCCAGAGGAGCCAAGUGAGCUGCUUCAGGAAGAGGGUGGCCUUGCCUAGAGGCAGGGGGGUUCCUCUGACCUUCCGCAGGAGGGGAACCUCUGUGUUCCUUGUCUCCCUGGGUAGGAAGCCAAACUUUGGCUUUUCCCAACUUUCAGAGGCAGAGAGACCCACAGAAAGCUCGGGCCCCCUUGGACCCCCUCCCCAGAGCCAGGAAUGGGUCUUUGACUUCUUUGGCCUCCUUUUCACCUGUGAGAGUGGUCUCGGAUUUGAAGCUAGUCUUACCCACUGUGUGACCCUCAAGGUACCUCCUCUGUGAAAUGUUUCCUUUGCUGAGUUGUAAAGGUCAAACAGCAUGGAUAAGAAUGUACCUGCUGCCAGGAGCAGCCCACAGUAGGUAUCCAAGAACCAUGGGGUUGAGCCCACGUUCCUCAACCUUAGCGCUCCGCAGGGCUCCCGAGAGUGGUCCUUUCCCAGGAGCCAUUGGACCAGCUGCAUCCUGUGCUCCCCAUGUGACCCCACCUCCCUUUUUCGCUGCAGUCACCCUUUCCCGGUAGGUCUCUGCCCCACAGCCCCUCCGCCGCUGGACCUUGUGCGCCGCCUCCAGGCCAAGCUGAAAAUGCGCCCGCUCGCGGUCCCCUCCCUGGCCGUCUCCAUCUCUCCCCAUCUCUGUCAGCAUCUCUGUGUCCUCCGACUGUGUCCGUCUCUCUGUUUUCUUUCUACGCUUCUCCAUCUCUUUUUCUCUCUGGGUCCUUCUUGUCUCCCUCUACGACUUCCCGUAUCUGUCAUGUCUUUGCUUCCCUGGAGUUUUCUCCAUCACUUGGGUUGCCUCUCUGAGCGUCUCUUUGUCUUCCCGUCUCUUGUUUCCUCUGGGCCCCCUGGGAGCCUGUGUAUAUGUCCACCUCAUCUCAAGGAAGGGACACCUGUCACUCUGUUUGCCUCUGUCCUUCUCUCUGUCGUUUCCUGGCCAGGAACAUGCCUGUUGACCCUGUGGUGGAAGGGCUCCUCCAGACAAAUUUCAGCCCCCUUCCCGCAGGGUCACUCCACCUGCUGCUCUCCCUGUCCCCAACCCAGCCCUUGUGGCCCUCCACCCUCUCCCUUUGAUGCCCUCCACCCCUUCCCCUCCCUCUGCCCUAAUCCUACACCUUCCCUUCUCCUCAAGUCAGGUUUUUGGAGACAAAAAAAAAGAAGAAAAAUCUCACCCCUUUGAAGAGUUUUAUUUACGAGAAUAAAUUAAUUUUUUGUAAAUAAAA